Molecule: messenger RNA, 858 nt
Organism: Ophidiomyces ophidiicola
Lineage: Eukaryota; Fungi; Ascomycota; Eurotiomycetes; Onygenales; Onygenaceae
Exons: 4
Coding region: 1-858 (285 amino acids)
Cellular component (GO): cytoplasm
Molecular function (GO): oxidoreductase activity, acting on the CH-OH group of donors, NAD or NADP as acceptor
Source: RefSeq, a predicted model, not a curated record
AUGUUUGGUGAUUUCCCGUUACAGGGGAAAAUUGUUGCCAUCACUGGCGGAGGAUCAGGCAUUGGGCUCGCCUUUGCGAAAAGGUGCCACUCCCAAGGCUCGAGAGUGGUGAUUGGUGACUUGAAGCUCUCACCACAAGCACAAAGCUUUGUUGAUGAGAGUAGAGACUCGAGAACGUGUCUAUUUACACAGUGCGACGUGGCUAAAUGGAGCGAUCUUCAGGGGUUGAUUGAUUUUGCUCGACGUGAAUUUGGUGAUGUGCCAGAUGUAUACUGUCCCUGUGCCGGAGUUUUUGAGCCCGUAAAGCAAGAAAACCAUUACCAAAGUGUGGCUAUAAAUGUUGAGCACCCAUUGAAGUUCACUCGUCUUGCGAUCCGAGCGUUAGUCGGCAUGAACAAGAAAGGUGUGGUAUUGUUGGUUGCUUCUGUGGCUGGAUUAUAUGGUACUUAUGCUGUUCCGAUGUACUGCGCAACAAAGCAUGCGAUCGUGGGAUUUGUCAAAUCACUGAGUUUAGCAGACGAACUGGAGGGUAUCAAAGUUGUUGGCAUCUGCCCAGGCAUAGUUGGUACACCUCUAUGGGACAAUAGACCGAAAACCAUGGAGAAUUAUGGUGCAUACGGUGCUAUUGACCCCCUUACACCAGAGGAGGUAGCUAUCUCAAUGGGCGCAUUGGUUCAAGAAGGCAAACAUCAGGGAGGAACGGUGUUUUUGCAUGGUAAUGGUAAGAAAGAGGUGGUGGUUUCUGGCACGAGGAUAGGCAACACCCCUUUCGUGGAAACUGCCGAAAGGAUACAUGCGAUUAUUCAGAGAGAGAGAGGAACACAUCCCACCUCCCAACCCUGCAGAUCAGGGAAGUAG